This is a messenger RNA of Knipowitschia caucasica, 465 nucleotides long. The record is from the annotation of a GenBank genome assembly. NCBI's taxonomy places the organism in Eukaryota, Metazoa, Chordata, Actinopteri, Gobiiformes, Gobiidae.
AUGCAGGGGAGAGAACAGCAGUGCUCCAGCUCGUGUGGGUCUGGCGUGCAGAAGAGAGAGCUGCGCUGUAGCGAGAGAGACACACGCGGAGGGUUCACAGAGCUGCCUUCUCGACGAUGCAGACACACGGCCAAACCUCUGAACCUGGACCUGCAGCAGCUCUGUAACCCUGGAGCCUGCCCCGAGCCAGCCCACAUCAGUCCAGGCAGGGGCCCCUCCACCAUGGUCUCUGGGUGGUUCUCGUCUCCAUGGCAACAGUGCUCCGUGUCGUGUGGUGGAGGAGUUCAGACUCGCGGGGUCCAGUGUCUGCGUCAGGGUCGUCCCACGGCCGGCUGCCUGCUCCACCAGAGACCCGUCACCUCCAGAGCCUGCAACACUCACUUCUGUCCCGCUGCCCGCCCUGUCCCGGCUCACAGGCCGCCCUGGGUCACUGCGGCUGCUCCGCCUCGGAAAGGAAAACCAUAG